Durio zibethinus is the source of this 1396-nucleotide messenger RNA. NCBI's taxonomy places the organism in Eukaryota, Viridiplantae, Streptophyta, Magnoliopsida, Malvales, Malvaceae. The record is from RefSeq and is a predicted model, not a curated record.
UUGGCACAAGUCUGGAAAUUCAAGCAACCUCUUUCUCCUUUUUCUCUAAUUUGCUGCUAUAAUUACUCAAAAACUGCCAUACCCGCACGCAUUCCAUUCAAUUGCCGCUAUAAUUGUUCAAUUGUAAUGAAUUCAAUGUUUUCAACUUUCAUCAGCAUACAAGCAAAGUCAAAAGUUUAAGCAAGGCUGCUCCGGAGUUGAAGCAAAAGCAAAAGGAAACAAAAGUUUCCAAAGUUUUAAAGUCACCGUCUUCUCUUCCUCCAGGAUUCUCUCUGUUUCCUCCCCUUCAAAGUUUUAGCUCUUUCUUUUUUGCUAUAACCAUCAUGUUUUUGUUGUUUUAGCUGGUAUUUCAUUAUUGAAUUUUUUUAAAAAAUUUUUUAUUUGGGUGCUUCUCUCCACCAAAGUUGGAGCUUGGACAUUAGGUAUGGGAACUUUGACUUUUGCUGCCGUUCUCCCUACAAAGCCAAGACCCCCAGUGUUUGAACACCAUAGAUCUCUUUUUGUUUCCGGAAGAAGAUCCAAGAAGAAGAACCAAGCUAUUGUUCCUGUAGCAAGGUUGUUUGGGCCAUCUAUUUUCGAGGCAUCAAAGCUAAAGGUUUUGUUUCUAGGAGUUGAUGAGAAGCACCCAGGGAAGCUACCUAGGACUUACACCCUUACACAUAGUGAUAUAACCUCUAAACUUACUUUAGCAGUCUCACAAACCAUUAACAAAUCCCAGCUGCAAGGUUGGUCAAACAAAUUAUACAGAGACGAAGUGGUGGCGGAAUGGAAGAAAGUGAAGGGAAGGAUGUCUUUGCAUGUUCACUGUCACAUAAGUGGAGGCCAUUUCCUCCUAGACUUGUGUGCUAGACUUAGAUACUUCAUCUUCUGCAAAGAACUCCCUGUGGUACUGAAGGCGUUUGUCUAUGGAGAUGGCAAUUUGCUGAAAAACUACCCGGAAUUACAGGAGUCUUUGGUUUGGGUUUAUUUUCACUCAAACAUUCCAGAAUUCAACAGAGUAGAGUGCCGGGGUCCGCUGGUGGAAGCUGGAGCAACUUCAAGUGAGGCAGAUAUGACUCAGACCCAACAAAAAAAGCAAGAAAUCUCGCCAAGUAACUGGGAAUUGCCCCAGCCGUGCCCGGAGAAUUGUAACUGUUGUUUUCCAACAAUGACCUUGAUCCCAUGGUCACAAAAGCUUCCCAAUGAAAAUGAAAAACAUGGGUCCCAGCAGCAGCGGUUGCCUCUACGAAACCUGAAAACUAUGGAUUGAAUAAAAAUGAUAGUUAAAUUAAUGAUUGGUAAUCAUUCAUAUUAAUUUGCAUUUGUACUCUCUCUUGUUUGUGAUGAAAGAUGUAAAUAAAAAGUCAAUUUCUCAAAACAUGUCCCCUCAAAAUAAAACUGGUGGGGGGUUCAAACA